AUGGCAAGCCGGCGAAGGGGCUGCGCUGGUACUACAUCUGGGCGCCGACCGUCCAACAGCGCAGGCUACGCGCGCGCGACCCGCGGCUACCCAGCUUGGGAUCCGAAAGACAAGAAGAUCGUCUGGAUCAAAGACUCGUGGCGAUCUGAGACCGACAAGGUCAUACCAGAGUCAGUGGUCAUUGAUCAGCUGAACACGGAGAAUGUGGAGUUUGCGCCUACACUCUUCUGCGGCGGCGAUCUCCCCGGGCCGCGCCAGAAGACCCGGACGCACAAGUUCGUCGAUGCGUCCUGGAACAAGGGCCAGCGUAGGGCGCACCACCCGCGCAUACACCUCCGCCUGGCGGAAACAUCCGGUAAGCUCCAUCGGGACUUCAGCGCAUGGAACAUCCUUUACGAUCCUCAAUCGGAGAGGGGCAUACUGACGGACUGGGAUCUGUGCGCACCGAUGCCCAGUCUAAAGGCAUGCGAGGAGGAUCCGACCAUCAAUCCCCUCGCACAGAUACCAAACAGCUCUGGGCGCUCUGACCGUACAGGCACAUGGAUGUUCAUGUCUGUGAGCGUGCAAGGCGAGAAGCCUCACCUACACUGUGUUCAAGACGACCUGGAGGCUCUUUUCUGGGUGGGCGUAUACAUGAUAGUUCUGUAUAUGCCCGUCCCUACAAAGGACGCCCUUGCGAUCGUGGACGAGUUCUUGCUGCAUUAUACGCUCAGAGACGGUGUUCCGGUGGGUGGGGCUGCCAAACGGGCGUAUUUGACAGGCACCGGCAACAUCGACCUAAGCCUUCCGCCAAUUGUCUUUCCGGCGUUAACCUCUUGGCUCACGGACUAUGGCGAAAUGCUUGAUAACUGGUAUCGACAUCUGUAUCAGCUCGACAAGCACCAGAAUCGGGCGAAUGCCAAGCAGCCCACGGCGCCGGCCCUUCGCGACUACAACGAGCUCGACAAAUUAUGGAAGGAGAUUCUUGAAAACGGCGAGUUCGUAAACAACGAUCGCCUCAACGACAAGGACUACAUGCGGGACCCCUUCCACGUCACUGCGGUGUACAGGAAGUCUCUGGCAAAGGAUGCGAACAAGCGCAUGGAACUCGAGGCAUCGGCCAGAUUUGAUCAGGCAGAGUCGCAACGGGCGGAGGCGGAGGCGCGACGGGCGGAGUCGCAGCGCGCCGAUCUUAAGGCAUCUAUCGAGCUGGGCCUCGGCCAGAACUCCGGCGCAGGUACCUCGCAUAGCAACACCCUCUUCGAGCUUUCGGCGGCUGUCAAGGAAGACAAGGAAGACAAGGAAACCGAGGAAACCGAGGACGAGGAAGACGAGGACAUGGACGACGAAGAGGACAAGGGAGUCUUUGGCCCACGGUUUCCCUCCCCGUUGAUAUCAGCCUUUGCGGGUGACGAUGGGAGCAUGGGUAGCUGGGACGAGACAGAUGCGGCAGACGAAACAAUCGAGGAGGAAGCGGGGCGCGCAGCGAAACGGCGGAGGAGUACGUCGGCGGGAGCCUUCUUCCUCGCCCAGCCUGGAUGGCUCUGGGACGACGUCGCCGUGUACGCAAGAUCGUGACGCCGGAGUAGGUGAAUGGGACGUGGUGGAUUGGACGGGUGAGCAUGUUUCUCGCAUAGUAAUUCUUGCAAAGGCUCUAUGUUUGGUACGCACCAUGUAUUAAUGGCCAGGGCUAGCUUCAAUGGUAGCCUCGUGAUAUGGCAUAAUGCUCUCUCGUUG
Molecule: messenger RNA, 1716 nt
Organism: Gloeophyllum trabeum ATCC 11539
Lineage: Eukaryota; Fungi; Basidiomycota; Agaricomycetes; Gloeophyllales; Gloeophyllaceae
Exons: 3
Coding region: 1-1557 (518 amino acids)
Source: RefSeq, a predicted model, not a curated record